AUCAUCACCAACCGUCACGACCAACGAAACAACGACGGAUAAAUCAUGGGCAAUUUCAAGAAGGAAGCCAGUCGGCGGUAUGCCCCCCCCCCCUUCCCACUUCCGUCCUAUCAAACGAUCCGAUUGAGUACUAACCCAACCUCACCGUAGAAAGCGAGAGAAGCCCAUCGGUGAUGGCAUGUCCAACGUCAAACUCAAAGGCGAGAACUUCUACCGCGAUGCAAAGAAGGUGACCCGCCUAAACACCCUAAACGAAGGAAAACCAAUCCGCAACCGCAAUGGCGACAUAAUCAAGGCUGCUUCCUUCCAAUCUCGCGAGAUCCCGUCCGCGCGGGUCGAGCCGAACCGGAAAUGGUUCGGCAAUACUAGGGUAAUUUCGCAGUCGGCACUGACCAGCUUCCGGGAGGCGAUGGCGGUGAAGGCGGCGGAUCCGUAUCAGGUGUUGCUUAAGAGCAAUAAGUUGCCCAUGUCGUUGUUGAGGGAUGGAAUGGAGGAGCCAGGGAGGAAGGUGCAUAAGGCCAAAGUGCAUGUUGAGUCUCAGCCGUUCGCUGAGACUUUCGGGCCUAAAGCUCAGAGAAAGAGGGUUAAGUUGCAGGUUGCGGGGUUGGAGGAAUUGGUUGGGGAGAGUGAGUUGUUGGAGGUCAGGUAUAAGGAGAAGUUGGAGACUGAACUGUUGCUUUCUGGGAAGAGUGCUGAGGAGAAGGAGGAGGAGGGGUGGAUUCAGGAGGCGAGGGAGCCGAUUUUCUCGAAGGGGCAGAGUAAGAGGAUUUGGAAUGAGUUGUAUAAAGUGUGUUUUCUACUAGGUUGACGGAGUGGGUUGCUAAUGGUGGGCAGGUCAUUGAUUCUUCCGAUGUCGUGAUACAUGUUCUUGACGCCAGAGAUCCCUUAGGAACCCGCUGUCGCAGCGUGGAAAAGUACAUCAGAGAAGAGGCACCUCACAAACAUUUAAUAUUCGUCUUGAAUAAAUGUGAUCUAAUCCCUACCAGUGUUGCGGUAUGCUUAAUUUUUGCUUUCCUUUUUCUCCUUUCAUCACCUGUCCCUUUUUCGUCUCCCCCUCUCUCCCUCCUCUUCUCCUUCCCCUUUUCAUCUUUCUUAGUGGUCUCUACCGCCCCAUCGUUCAAGUCAGGGCGCCUUCAUGUCGAUCCCCUACUAUAGGGGAUUGGCGUAUCUUCUAUUGGAGGUGCGCGUUACGACCUUGGGAGAUCAAGCCCCUUCCCGUUCUCAUCCUGCCAACGUUUUGUUGGCGGGUUGUUUCGAUUUCUCCCGUUUUGGGUAGAGUCACUUGGGGUUGGUGCAGGUUUCGUAUUGAGUUGAGGAUCGAUUUUUUUUUUCGAUUUUUAAUGGAAAAAUUUUCGUUUUGAUUCUCUUAGUUAUGAUUCAGACAUUUUUUCGCCCUUUUUUUUUUGCUGCAUGUUGCUGGGUCGCGAUUCUCGCGAGUGUGGCGAGGCUAAUUUAGGUGAUGUACAGGCUUCAUGGGUUCGCCGGCUGUCAAAAGACUAUCCGACUCUUGCCUUCCAUGCCUCUAUCAAUAACUCGUUUGGGAAGGGUUCUUUAAUUCAACUUCUUCGCCAGUUUUCGGCUCUACAUUCGGAUAGGAAGCAAAUCUCUGUUGGUCUCAUUGGUUAUCCUAACACUGGGAAAUCCUCUGUGAUAAACACAUUGCGCAAGAAGAAGGUCUGCACAGUAGCACCUAUUCCCGGGGAGACAAAAGUAUGGCAGUACAUUACUCUUAUGCGCCGUAUCUUCCUGAUCGAUUGUCCUGGCAUCGUCCCCCCUUCAGCUGCAGACACCGAGACAGACAUUCUUCUCAGAGGAGUAGUAAGAGUAGAGAAUGUAUCCAAUCCGGAACAAUACAUCCCUGCCGUCUUGGAGAAGUGCAAGCGACAACACGUCGAGAGGACUUAUGAGAUUAAGAGUUGGACCGACUCUGUCUCGUUCUUGGAAUUGCUUGCUCGUAAGGGUGGAAGACUCCUUAAGGGCGGUGAGGCGGACAUGGACGGUGUGGCCAAGAUGGUCUUGAACGACUUUAUGAGGGGCAAAUUACCUUGGUUCACUGCCCCGCCGAAGGACGAAGAGGACGGGGAUAGCAAUGUUGGUGCCGAUAUUGCUGGUAGAGGGGGUAGGCUUGGUGAGAUGAGGAAGAAACGCACUGCCUCGGACAUGGAGGGCACUCCGGAUGGAGGUGAGAAGCAAGAAGACGGCGAGGAGGAAGCAGAAUGGGGCGGGAUUCAGGAUUCUGAAGACGAAGAUGGCGGGGAUGAAGAAAGUGAAGAUGAUGGUGGUGAUGAGACAGGCUCUGAUGGUGGUGCCACUCUUGUUGCUGAACAAGAUGCUGAAGAGGAGAGUGAGCUGGAGGAAGAGGUAGAGGAACCAAAAGCGGAGAUCAAGCCUCAACCAAGUUCACAGAAGCGCAGAAGGCGAAGGUAACUGUGAGGAAAGGCGUAAUAUCUGGCUAGGUCUAGCUUUUGUAUUGUACUGUAAAUAGAUUGCUAGCUGUGC
Messenger RNA from Tuber aestivum (summer truffle), 2499 nucleotides. The record is from the annotation of a GenBank genome assembly. Lineage: Eukaryota; Fungi; Ascomycota; Pezizomycetes; Pezizales; Tuberaceae.